AUGUCACUGAUGGAGGACACUUCGGGCGGCCUCGACGGCGAUGGCGCAGGCAGUCGUCGUGAUAGACCCUGGUUGUUUCCAUCGAACCGCAAGCUUCGACACCUCCAGGGCAUCUCCUUUCGCAACGUUGUCGUCACUCCACCCUCGAACAAGGCUCGUGGGAAAGCAAUCGACGAUGAAGACAUUCCCAACUCUCUACAAUCGCCUUCAAAGAUUCUGGCCCAGAAUGAUAGUCGUGCUUUGCAUUCGUCACGGUCGUUCACCAGCUUGAAAUCCGCGGAGACUGAUGAAAGCCGGAGCCGCACCGAGAAGAGACCGGUGGUACGACCACCGCGCCGGAGAAGCACGCUGCCUUGGAGUGAUCCCAAUCCGCAGACGAGACAGAUAAAACUGGAAGAUAUCACAAAGAGCAGAAUGGCGGACACGUGGUUCUCAAUCCAUUGCGAUGGUAUCGAUUCGCCAAUCUAUAUCAGUGAGGUCGUAGAGAAUGCUACCAACCCAAGCUUCCGAUCCUUUGAUCUUAAUGCGUGUGGGCCAUUGGUUUCCCGGUUGGACCAUGUUACUCUAAAACUAUGGGCAAAAACGACGGCUAUGGAAGAGUAUGCUUUGCUGGUUGAAUUGCAGCUGCAUCUCCAGUCGUUGCAAUUCCUUGGCAAGUCGUUGGAUAACUUUCACCAGCCUCUUCCGUCAAACUCUAUUCUUUUCCAUUUCACAGAUGGUGUUUAUACCAAUCUCACGGACAUUCCGCCGGUUUGGACGCCUUUACCCAUCAGCAGUAUCUCGAGGCCUAUCUCUACAGCCGGAAACACGUUGCCAACAUCGUCGUACGAUGCGCUGAUGCGAUUGGCGAAUCUAGAUGAAUGCAUUCAAGAUGCACUGGCAACACGGGAGAAACUCGAAUCUCAAAUCAGCUCGAUUCUAGAAAAUAACCAGCAUACUUUGACGAUGACAGGCGAAGCUUCUCGGGCUCGAGAAAAGCUUGCACUCACCAAGCAGGCCGUUGCAGCUGAGAGAAAACAGCUACGUUCAACGAAUAAGCGAAAGGAGGAACUUAUCGCUAGUAUAAAAACGAGGAAGGAAGCUAUGGAGCGCGGACGUCAUACCCAAGAAAAGGCCCGCAGUCAUCUCCCCGAUGCUCAGGUGAAAUUGGCAUCGAGCGCCAAACUGUUGGACCAAAACACGGAGGAAUCUAAGGGUCAGAUCCGGCGCAUUUCUGAAGACCUCCUGACGAUCUAUCCCAUUGAACCGAUUCCCGAAAAACCGCUGGCCUUCACCAUUGCUGGUCUUGCUCUUCCGAAUUCAACUUUCGAAGAUAUUGACCGUGAAUCCGUCGCGGCAGCCCUUGGAUACACCGCGCACUUGGUCUACCUGCUCUCAUUCUAUCUAUCGAUCACCAUCCCAUACCCUAUCAGCCCGCAUCUGUCGAACACGCUGGUUCAAGACCCUGUAUCAGUCUCGCUUCCCCAGAGAAGGUUCCCACUAUAUCCGAUGAAUGUCAACUACCGCUUUGAAUACGGAGUUUUUCUUCUGAACAAAGAUAUUGAGUUUCUACUCAACAAGCAAGGUCUACGGGAGCUUGACAUCCGCCACACCCUGCCCAAUUUGAAGUAUCUUUUAUACGUUCUUACAGCGGGAACGUCGGAAAUCCCCGCCAGGAAGGCUGGCGGCGUUCGUGGUCUCCUUCCAGGGCGCUUGACAACGCGGCGUGAUAGCGCAGAUAGUGUGGUUUCGAGUCAGUCAGUUUAUUUCCGGAAGUCCCUGGAUCCAGGAUCGAAAUUAAACGGCGAUAUCACGUCAGACAAGGGGAAGAAACCUAUCCCCACCUUUUCCUACGCUUCGCCCUCGUUCCAACAAUUAGCUUAA
Molecule: messenger RNA, 1863 nt
Organism: Aspergillus wentii DTO 134E9
Lineage: Eukaryota; Fungi; Ascomycota; Eurotiomycetes; Eurotiales; Aspergillaceae
Product: putative UV radiation resistance protein (UVRAG)
Exons: 2
Coding region: 1-1863 (620 amino acids)
Biological process (GO): SNARE complex assembly
Cellular component (GO): lytic vacuole; endosome
Molecular function (GO): SNARE binding
Source: RefSeq, a predicted model, not a curated record